UGAAAUUUAGAGGAGAUUAGUCUCUUAACGUAGCCGAGUUCGAGUUUCGGGUGUGGAUUAUUGCGGUUGGUUGAUAUGUGAUUGCUGGGAAUUGAGUUUAGGGUGUUUAGGUUUACAUAUAGAGGAGCUUUUCAGUAUGGAUGAUGCUCCGAGUAGCUCGAGUUCACUCCCUCCUUUCCUUACGAAGACAUAUGAGAUGGUGGACGAUCGUUCGACGGAUUCUAUCGUGUCUUGGAGUGCAAGCAAUAGAAGUUUUGUUGUGUGGAAUCCGCUGGAAUUCGCGAGGGAUUUGCUUCCGAGGUUCUUCAAGCACAACAACUUUUCUAGCUUUAUCAGACAACUUAAUACAUAUGGUUUCAGGAAAAUUGAUCCCGAGCAGUGGGAGUUUGCGAACGAGGAUUUUAUAAGAGGUCAACCUAAUCUUUUGAAGAACAUACAUAGACGGAAACCGGUUCAUAGCCAUUCGAUGCAGAAUCUUCUAGGCCAAGGAGCUUCUCCAUUAACAGAUUCAGAGAGACAGAGUUUGAGGGAUGAGAUCGAGAGACUUAAGAACGAAAAGAAUUCGCUCGUUCUAGAGUUAAAGAGGCAUGAGCAGGAGCGGCAAGGAUUCGAGAUGCAAAUGCGGGUUUUGAGGGAGCGCAUGCGAACUAUGGAGCGGCGGCAGCAUGUAAUGGUGUCUUCUGUGGCUCGAGCCUUGCAGAAACCAGGGUUUCCCAUCGAUCCGACUCCACAAUCCGAGGCUAAUGACAGAAAGAGAAGGUUUCCGAGCAUUGCUUACUUAUACAAUGAAUCGGAGAUUGAAGACAAUCUGACAGGAAAUUCCCUUACAGCAAGAGAAAAUCCAGAUAGCUCAUCAUUGUUCGACAUGGGGCAUCCACUUGAACAGUUAGAGUCGUCCAUGGUGUUUUGGGAGAAUGCUGUGCACGAUUUCGGUCGAAUUAACAUCCAACUUAGUUCAAGCCUGGAUGAAUCAACAAGUUGUCUGGAAAGUCCAUCUGUAACUUGCAUGCAACUUGACAUCGAUGCUCCAGUAACAUCAUCUCCGAUUGACAUGAACUCCGAGCCUGCAACUGCACUUGCCUCUGAGCCUCUUACAACUAACGAACAACCUGCACCAGCUGGGGUUAAUGAUGUAUUCUGGGAACAAUUUUUGACCGAACAUCCGGGUUCAUCCGAUACUCGGGAUGUUCAGUCCGAAAGAAAUGAUUCCGAUCAUGGCAGAUUUUGGUGGAACAUGAAGAACGUCAAUAGCCUUACAGAACAGAUGGGGCAUCUUACUCCAGCUGAGAGAACCUGACAUGCCUCAAUGUUUCAGACUAGGUUUAACUCGGACUCGGUUAGAUUAUAGGAGGCGAGUACGAUUUUUUUGUGUUCAUGUUCUUAUGUGUUGAGCACAAGUAUCAGUUGCCCGGAUUUCAGAUGCAUUAUAAAUAGGUAUCAUAGAUUGAUGUGAAAAUAUAUAGUAUGGCCAUAGUUUUAGGUACUAUACUGCUAUAGUUAUUC
Messenger RNA from Hibiscus syriacus, 1503 nucleotides. Its product is annotated as heat stress transcription factor A-4a-like. NCBI's taxonomy places the organism in Eukaryota, Viridiplantae, Streptophyta, Magnoliopsida, Malvales, Malvaceae. Gene Ontology annotation, molecular function: RNA polymerase II cis-regulatory region sequence-specific DNA binding; DNA-binding transcription factor activity. Bases 137 to 1297 code for a protein of 386 amino acids. The transcript is spliced from 2 exons. Gene Ontology annotation, biological process: regulation of transcription by RNA polymerase II. Gene Ontology annotation, cellular component: nucleus. The record is from RefSeq and is a predicted model, not a curated record.